AGUUAAUUGUGCGGUGUGGAGUUUUUGGCAAACACGAAAAUUCAGUUCUCAUUUACUUUUAGGAGCAAACUAUGAAACUACAAUGUCGAAUAGAGGUAGUAAACCGAACACACAUGAGUUUAAAUAUUCGAUCUAACGGAAAAUACUUAAAUUCAACUUUGGCUCUGGGAAAAGAAACAAAGUCUGAAAAUGAAUAUUUUAUUUUACAUUUUUCCAAUGCCAACAAAUUGGGCACCAAGUAUAGGUUAAACUUUAUGAAACAAGUGUUUUCCAAGUAUUUAAAUGAAGGUAAAGUCACAAUUAGAUUUGAAGAACCUCCCCAUGACUUGUGUAUAAAAUGUGAGGCUAUACAGUUGAAAUGUUUCAUGAAAUUGUUAAAGCAAUGUGUCACUGGAGAAGCUAAAAACCUCCGCAUAUCGACGCUAGCUAAUAUAAGUGUUACCUCAAAAGAUAAUGCGCCUUCAAAGCUUGUUAUUAGGGAUCGAAGUGAAUUCCCAUCAAAAGGCUUACCUAGAACUUUGGAAACGCUUACUUUGGCUGGUUUGAAGCUGUGUAAUUUCAGAAGAGACAUAUUAUUGCUUAGCCAACUUUCUGUAUUAGAUCUCAGUAGUAAUGAGAUUGAAAAGAUGCCUCCUGAAUUUGGAAGAAUGCCGAAUUUGUCAGAACUUUACUUGGCCAAUAAUCAGCUGGGAUUGAAAGGCGAAGUCGAUUGGAGAUGGUUGUUGGGACCUCAGCUUCCAAACACUCUAAAACUACUAGAUCUGAGUUGUAAUGAGCUGAAGUACCUCCCUAAAUCGAUGUGGAAAUUACAAAGACUGGUUACAUUGAAAUUGGACAACAAUAAACUUAGCCAACUACCAGCUACUCUAGGAAGGGUGGCUACUUUGCGAUAUUUCACCGUCUCGCAAAAUGUGUUAACAUCACUACCAUGCAGCCUAAUGCAAUGCCAUUUGGAGCAACUCGAUAUCUCCUCAAACAAAUUCAUUUACGACACUUUUCCUAAUAAACAAAACAUACCGACAUUAAAGAACUUCUGCAUGGGAAGUUUAGUCAACAUUGCAUCAAAGGUCGUUUUAAAAUACAGAUUAUUUUAUGAUCGAAAGACAAUACCGUGGACUCUUGUCGAGUUUCUGGAUAAUGCUAACAUGUGCAUUUGUGGUACGCCAGUCGUGGAUACAGUUUUUGUAAAGAAAGAAUUUGACUUGAAAGACUAUUUCAGAAUUGUUGUUUGUGACGCACGCAGCAGCAGAGUUGAUUUUGAGUGUUACUUCUGCUCACCUGUUUGUCUUAGAAAACUAUGUCGUACUUAGAAUUUGUUAAGAAUU
Molecule: messenger RNA, 1325 nt
Organism: Hyposmocoma kahamanoa
Lineage: Eukaryota; Metazoa; Arthropoda; Insecta; Lepidoptera; Cosmopterigidae
Gene: Lrr47
Product: leucine-rich repeat protein 1
Exons: 4
Coding region: 72-1310 (412 amino acids)
Molecular function (GO): protein binding
Source: RefSeq, a predicted model, not a curated record